AUCGCAACAUAAAUAUCGUGAUAAUAUCGUAUCGUGGGGCCUCUGGUGAUUCCCACUCCUAUAUGUUACUAACUGGGAGAACAUUUAUAGAAGCCCCAAAUUACUGUUUUUGUCAAGGAAGUCUUGUGGCUUUGAGAGAGCGAUAUAUAAAACAUAAGAGACUGCAAAGAAGGGCAUACACACAAUUUAAAGGCCUACCUGACCUUAAAAAUACUUUACAGCACUGUAAUACCACUGUAAUAGGCUUACUGUGUAAGGCCACAAGGUGGUGCUGCAGUUGACCUUCAACCUCUCAACCUUUGAGACAUUUGCAUGUCUUUAUGUAACUACAUUGUAUAGGAGGGAAACUUAAUGUAACACUACAUGUUACAUUAAGUUACAUUGAGUCAACAUGUAGCGGCUGCCAGAAAUCCCUCUGCAAAGUUUUACUAGUACUCCCCCCCCAUCCAAUUGACAAAACUUGCCGGUUUUCCUAAUAGUGAAAUACCAGCCUGUCUGUUGUAAUCUGAUCUCUCCAGCACAGCUUUGGUGCAAGAAGCUGAAGGGAGAAACUGUUUACUUUGAAUUGGAUUAACAGUCAGAGGAGAGAGCGAUUGGCUGUCAGGGGAGAAAAGGGCGUGGAGCUUCUGCUACAGCAGAUAAGCUGUUGCAUAAAGGCAGGAAAAGGAGUCCACACACACACUGCAGCUGCUCACAUGUAAACAGCUGCACUUUUUGUUCACCGAGUGUCUGUAAUUUGGUGUAUUAGUCAGGAUGAUGCUGGAGCUGCUGCUGUUCGGAGUUGUGUUAGUCGGAGGUUAUUUUCUUCUUCACAUGACUUUUCUCAAGUUGCCCAGAUGUAAAUCUACUGCAAAGUUACAUGGGAAAACUGCCAUUGUCACUGGAGCAAACACCGGCAUCGGUAAGACCACAGCGAUGGACCUGGCCAGGAGGGGCGCGAGGGUGAUCAUGGCCUGCAGAGACAGAAAGCGAGCUGAGGCCGCAAUCCAGGAAAUCGUCCAAGAGACGGGGAACAGCCAGGUGAUCUUCUUGCAGCUCGACCUGGCCAGUCUGAAGUCUGUUCGCUCCUUUGCUGACAACUUCCUCCAGUCUGAGUCCAGGCUGGAUCUGCUCAUCAACAACGCUGGUCUGAUAACCAGUGGAAAGACGGAGGAUGGCUUCGGGAUGAUCUUUGGCGUCAAUCACCUGGGUCACUUCCUGUUGACAGUGUUGCUCCUGGACCGGCUGAAGGCGAACGGGCCGAGCCGUGUGGUGACCGUGGCCUCCAAAGCAUACGAGAUGGGGAAGGUGGAUUUUAACCUUUUGACGACUCAGAAAGAGUUAGGUAUCGGCAACGGCGACUAUCAGCUCUUCCAGAGGUAUUGCCACAGCAAACUGUGCAACGUCCUCUUCACCUACGAGCUCGCCAAGCGGCUGCAGGGCACUGAGGUCACCUGCUACAGCCUCCAUCCUGGGGCCAUAAAGACAGAGAUCGGUCGUUACUCUGGUUUCUGGUGGAAACUUAUCAUGACACCCAUCAUCUUCCUUUUCUUCGUGGAUGCUGACUCCGGAGCUCAGACCACGCUCCACUGUGCCCUGGAGGAAGGCAUCGAGCACCUCAGCGGCCACUACUUCACCCAGUGUGCGCCGCUGUUGAACAUCGAGUCGAAGGCGAGAGACGACGCUGUGGCCAAGAAGCUGUGGGAGCUCAGUGAGAGUUUCUGCGGUCUGUCCUAAAACCAAACCUGAAAUCUAAGCUUUUUUUUUCCCCUUCCCCAUCGCAGAGUAAACUCUGUAUUUUCCUAUAAUCAUGAGACACUAAGUAAUGAACUGAUGGAGCCAUAAAAAUCACUCAGUGAAAAUAUCAGAGCUUGAACAUUAUUCUCAAUAUAAUAUUUUUUCUUCCAGUUGUUUUUGAAUUGUUUAUGAUCUAAUUGGAUUUUUGUUAUUUGAGUCUGUGUAUGAGUUGCUAACUGACCCCAAACACAAGUAACAUCACUCUGCAGGAUAACAUACUGCACAUCUCUUUGUCUGUGGAAGAUGUAUUUAUAUAUUGUGUAAAAGCAAUGCUCACUUCUCUAUUUUGUCACCUUAUGAAAUGUUCAAGCUCAGUUUGUAUCAAAGGAAGGAUUACAAAUUAAAUGCAUUUCUACAUUAUUGGGUUUGGAUUAUGUCAGAAGUGAAAACAACAUAUUUAAAGGGGGAACAAUUUUCCAACAUUUAUGAAUAUAAAAAACAUGCAGUCAACAGAGGGUUUAUUUUGAAUGUUUUGACAGGAAGUUCAGUGUUAGCCUCUCCCCUGGGGUUCAAGGUAAAUCAGUUUUUAAGAUAAGAUGAAACUUUUUUUAUGUAUCCCCCGUGGGAGAAGUCAGUGAUUCUCAGGUGGAUCAGGCGCUGUAAUAAACCAUAUAUCACCUGUU
Molecule: messenger RNA, 2399 nt
Organism: Micropterus salmoides (largemouth bass)
Lineage: Eukaryota; Metazoa; Chordata; Actinopteri; Centrarchiformes; Centrarchidae
Product: dehydrogenase/reductase SDR family member 13-like
Exons: 5
Coding region: 754-1716 (320 amino acids)
Source: RefSeq, a predicted model, not a curated record